GGAGAAGGGAGAAGGGAGGGGGCGGCAUAUGCAAGAAGAAAGAACUUGUCACAUUGACAAGACAAAGAGAAAUACCUACCUACCCAGCCUACCCAGCCUACCUCCUAUGGUUGAUACUAGGGGGUAUAUAUCAACUACCUAGGUACCUACCUAGGUAGUCUCUGACAUACCUUACAUAAAUCCCAUCUCUUGCCCGCAAUGGGAACUGUCAUUAUCACAGGAGCCAAUGGCUCUCUGGCUAUUCCAGCUGCUGAGUUCCUCCUUCGAGAAAACCCCGACAUCACUGCCAUCUUCACCGUCAGGGAUCCUUCGAAUUCCGAUGCAAACACUGUCCAUCUACGUCAGAUUCUCGCGCGAUACCCCAACGUCAAGACUUCCAUCCAUGCGCUUGACCUCGGCAAUCUUGCUGCCGUACAGAGAUUUGCCGAUGACAUUGCCAAAGGCAUCACCAACACUCAAUAUCCCCCUCUCAAGGCAAUCGUUUGUAAUGCCUUCUACUGGAACCUCGUUGAAGGCCCCGAUUUUACCGACGAUGGUUACGAGAAGACCUUCCAAGUGAACCAUGUCGCCCACGCCAGCCUAGUCCUGAGGCUUCUGGGCCACUUUGGACCUGGUGGCCGCGUUGUGCUGUUUUCUAGCGACGCCCACUGGCCAGGCAAGAACUCAUUGGAGAAGAUUCCACCAGAGAUCCCUUCAGACCUUGAGCGUCUGGUCAAGCCACCCCCGGAUCCCGCGGACAAAAAGGCCGCCCUCUGCUUCCAGAGGUAUGCAAACUCCAAACUUGCCAUCACCUCUUGGACGUAUUCUCUGAAUCGACAUCUGCUGAAAGAUCCGGCCCUCAGCCAUAUCACUGCUGUCGCCAUCAACCCUGGUAACCUUUCUGAUUCCCGCGCCUUGCGCACCAACACGCCAGGGGUUUUGAAAGUGGCCCAGCGCUUCGUGAUUCAACCCUUCAUGCCUGUUCUGCGUCUGCUUUCUGACCCGACGAUGCGGACUUCACGUUCGGCCGGCGAGGACGUAAUGAAGCUCGCACUGGGAAUAGCUCACCCCGGCGAGCGAGGCUUUUUUACUCACUUGAAAAAGGAGAAGAGCUCCCCCGAGAGUCUAGACGAGGGGGAACAGGAGAAGCUAUGGGCCAAGACCCUCGAUUGGACGAAAGUCACCACGGGCAGUACAGCUUUGAAAAUUUAAAUUUCAGGUUUCCGCUGAUAUCAGCUGAGGAUGAAAGGUCUGAACAAUGACUCCAGCGCCGGAAUAGCACCCGACUUUCGCUGCAUGCUUUCUUGUGUUGCGACGUUCCUUCAGCCGGUUUAGCUAGAAGCAUUA
Daldinia caldariorum is the source of this 1326-nucleotide messenger RNA. Its product is annotated as putative short-chain dehydrogenase. The transcript is spliced from 4 exons. Bases 199 to 1191 code for a protein of 330 amino acids. NCBI's taxonomy places the organism in Eukaryota, Fungi, Ascomycota, Sordariomycetes, Xylariales, Hypoxylaceae. Gene Ontology annotation, cellular component: mitochondrial outer membrane; endoplasmic reticulum membrane; lipid droplet. The record is from RefSeq and is a predicted model, not a curated record. Gene Ontology annotation, molecular function: 3-beta-hydroxysteroid 3-dehydrogenase (NADP+) activity.